CUGGAUCGGGAGAACCGCUCGCAUUACACGCUGCGGCUGGAAGCGUACGACGGCGGGGCCCCCCCGCGGCGGGCCCAGGCCCUGCUGGACGUGACUCUGGUGGACAUCAAUGACCACGCACCUGCCUUCAACCAGAGCCGCUACCGGGCCGUGGUGUCGGAGAGCCUGGCCCCGGGGAGCCCCGUCCUGCAGGUGUUUGCCGCCGACGCCGACGCCGGGGCCAACGGGGCCGUGACCUACGAGAUCAAUCGGCGCCAGAGCGACGGCGACGGCCCCUUCUCCAUCGACGCCCGCACCGGGCUGCUGCGGCUCGAGCGGCCGCUGGACUUUGAGCAGAGGCGCGUGCACGAGCUGGUGGUGCAGGCCCGGGAUGGCGGCGCCCACCCCGAGGUGGGCUCGGCGUUCGUCACGGUGCACGUGCGUGACUCCAACGACAACCAGCCCACCAUGACCAUCAUCUUCCUCAGCGAGGACGGCUCCCCUCGCGUGUCCGAGGGUGCCCAGCCCGGCCAGCUCGUGGCUCGCAUCUCGGUGUCGGACCCCGACGACGGCGACUACGCGCAUGUCAACGUCUCUCUGGAGGGUGGCGACGGGAAGUUUGCGCUGACCACCCAGGACAGCGUGAUCUAUCUGGUGUGCGUGGCCCGGCGGCUGGACCGAGAGGAGCGAGAUGCCUACGAGCUGCGGGUCACGGCCACCGACGCCGGCACCCCUCCGCUGCGCGCCGAGGCCGCCUUCGUCCUGCACGUCACUGACGUCAAUGACAACGCACCCGUCUUCGAGCGCCCGCUCUACCAGCCCGAGCCUCUCCCGGAAGUGGUGCUCCCGGGCAGCUUCGUGACCCGAGUCGCUGCCCGGGACCCUGACCAGGGCCCCAAUGGCCACGUGGCCUACAGCAUCAUGCCUGGGACCCAUGCUCAGUGGUUCGCCAUUGACGCCGUGACAGGAGUCAUUACCACGGCCGCCCCGCUGGACUACGAGCUUGAGCCACGGCCGCAGCUCACGGUGCUGGCCACCGACGGGGGACAGCCUGCCUUGUCUUCAACAGCAGUGGUCAGCGUGGUCCUGCAAGAUGUGAACGACAAUGAGCCCGUGUUCAAGAGGACCUUUUACAACGCCUCCCUCCCUGAGGGCACAGCCCCUGGCACUUGCUUCCUACAGGUGACUGCUACAGAUGCAGACAGCGGCCCCUUUGGACUCCUUUCCUACUCUUUGGGAGCCGGGCUUAGCUCCAUAGGUCCUCCGCCAUUCCAGAUUGAUUCCCUCACUGGAGAGGUGUGCACAUCCCGAAGCCUCGACCGUGAUCAAGGACCCCCCAGCUUCGACUUCACUGUCACUGCUGUGGAUGGGGGUGGCUUGAAGUCACUUGUGUAUGUCAAGGUAUUUGUGUCAGAUGAGAAUGACAACCGGCCUGAAUUCUACCCAAGGAUAUAUGCAGCCAGUGUGAGCACCCAAAGCCCACCAGGUACGGCUGUGCUGAGGGUCAGUGCACAUGACCCUGACCAGGGUCCCCACGGCACCCUCACCUACCGCAUCCUAGCUGGGAACAGCCCACCACUCUUCGCUCUGGACAAGGACUCAGGGCUAGUGUCCGUGGCCUGGCCUCUUACUGGACGGGCUGACUCUGUGCAGCAGCUGGAGAUUGGAGUCCAGGAUGCUGGUGGCCUUCGAGCUGAGCCCAACGCCCAGGUCAACAUCAGCAUCAUCUCUGGGCCUCUUGCACCUCCAGUCUUUGAGCAAGCACAAUAUGUCUUCUCUGUGCUUGAGGAUGUGCCUCUGGGAACCAAUGUGGGCACCAUACGGGCACGCCACCCCCCAGGCCGCCCAGGCUCUGUGGCCCUCACGCUGUCUGGGGGAGACCCACAGGGCCUCUUCUCCCUGGAUGGAGUGUCAGGACUGCUGCGGACACGGCGGCCGCUGGACAGAGAGCGCCUGGGACCGGUGCUGGAGUUGGAGGUGCGUGCGGGCAGUGGGGCUCCCCCAGCCUUUGCCCUGGCCCGAGUUCGAGUGUUGCUGGAGGACGUGAAUGACAACGCGCCUGCCUUCCCUUCACCUGCGGACACUGUGUGGCUGCCUCCAGAUGCUGGCCCGGGCACACCUGUGUACACGCUGCGGGCAUCUGAUCCCGACACUGGCACCAACGGCCAUGUCACCUUCGCUUUAGUGGCUGGGGGAAAAGGAACAUUUGCCGUGGACCCUGCCACAGGCCAUGUGCAUCUGGUGAGGCCCCUGGGUGGUCUGGCUCACGAGCUAGAGCUGGAGGCGCGUGACGGCGGCUCGCCCCCCCUGACCAGCCGCUUCCUGCUCCGAGUAGCUGUGCAAGAGUCGGGGUCCAGGGCUGGCGCAGGGACCGACGGAGGGGCCGGAGGAGGGCUUCCCAAGUUUGAUCAGCCUACCUAUGAUGUGGAGCUGUCUGAGAGCACGGCCCCAGGCACCAAGUUCCUGCAGGUGCGGGCACAGGGCCCGAAGGGGGGACCCCCCCUAUCCUACCACCUGCAGUCAGAGAGGGCGGCCGCAGCCUUUGGCCUGGAGUCACGUAGUGGAUGGCUCUGGGUCCGCACGGCCCUGGACCGUGAAGCGUGGGAGGUCUACACAUUACCAGUCCUGGCCGUGGCCGGGGAUGGUCAGGGAAGUCUGACGGCCACAGCCACCGUGCGGGUGAGCGUGCGUGACAGGAACAACCAUGGCCCUCGCCUCACCGAAGAGCCCACCUUCCUGGCUGUGGCUGAGAACCAGCCACCAGGAACCUCAGCGGGCCACAUCACAGCCACUGACCGGGACUCGGGCCCCAACGGACACCUCACCUACCACCUGCUACAGCCACCAGAGGAGAGCGGGGCCUUUCACAUCCACCCACAGACAGGGGAAGUGACCACACGCCGAAGCCUAGAUCGUGAACAGCAGAGCAGCUACCAGCUCCUGGUACAAGUGCAAGAUGGCGGUGUUCCUCCUCGAAGCACCACAGGCACAGUGCACAUCAUGGUUCUGGACCUCAAUGACAACAGCCCAACAUUCCUACAUACCCUGGGAGCAGCUGGUGGGGGGCUUCCUGUGCAGGUGUUGGAAGGCAUCCCUCCUGGAACCCUUGUCACACGCCUACAGGCAAAGGACCCAGAUGAAGGCGAGAAUGGGACGAUCCUGUACAGUGUGACAGGCCCUGGCUCAGAGCUCUUCUUGCUACACCCUCACUCUGGAGAGCUGAGCACAGCCGGACCCCUGAGCCGUUUGGAGAGACCCCACUAUGUGCUGACAGUGAAUGCUCAGGACCAGGGAAGCCCUCCCAGAAGCACCAGUCUCCAGCUGCUCCUGCAGGUGCUGCCCCGGACCAGAUCCCCGGUGGCCCCCGAUGCCUCAGCAGCCCCAGCAGUGCUGACACUAACAGCAGGAGAGGGGCUUCAGCCAGGCUCCCUGCUGGGAUCCGUGGCACUGCCAGGGGCCCCCCAAGGGGUGCUUACCUACACAUUGGUGGGCGGAGGUGACCCUGAGGGCACUUUUGCCCUGGAUGCAGCCACGGGCCAGCUGUACCUGGCCAGACCCCUGGACUUCGAGGCCGGGCCAGCGUGGAGGGCCCUGACGGUGAGGGCCGAGGAGGCGGAUGGGGGUGCUCCAGCUUACCCGGCCGGGCCUCGGCUGCUGCGUGUGGAGCUGCGUGUGGAGGACGAGAAUGAGCACGCGCCCGCCUUUUCCCGUGACCCAUUAACCCUGGCGCUCCCCGAGAACCCACCCCCCGGCGCGGCCAUCUAUACAUUCCAAGCUACGGACGCCGACGGGCCCGGCCCAAACAGCGACGUGCGCUACCGCCUGCUGCGCCAGUCCCCCCCGGCCCCUGCCCUGCACCUGGACCCCCGCACGGGAGCCCUCAGCGCCCCCCGGGGCCUAGACCGCGAGACCACCCCAGCCCUGCUCUUGCUGGUGGAGGCCACGGACCAGGCCCGCAAUAGCAGCCUGCGCCGCAGCACGCGGGUCUCGGCGAGGGUCUUCGUGACGGACGAGAAUGACAACGCACCGGCCUUCGUCUCGCCCCCUGCGGCCCUGCUGCCCGAGGACCAGCCGGCGGGCUCCGUGGCCCUCUACGUGGUGGCCCGGGACCCGGACCUGGGGGAAGCCGCGCGCCUCUCCUACCAGCUCGCCGGUGGCAGCGGCGACGGGCACUUUCACUUGCACCCGAGCAGCGGUGCGCUGUCUGUGGCUCGGCCCCUAGACCGGGAGCAGCGGGCAGAACACACCCUGACCGUGGUGGCCUCCGACCACGGCUCCCCUCCUCGAUCGGCCACUCAGCUGCUGACCGUCAGCGUGCUUGAUGUCAACGACGAGGCUCCCACCUUCCCCCAGGCGGCCUACCACGUCCGUGUGUCUGAGAACCGUCCGCCGGGCACCGCUGUGCUCACUCUGCGCGCCACCGACCCCGACUUGGGUGUGAAUGGACGAGUGACCUACGGUGGCGUCUCUGGUGACACCUUCUCCCUGGACCCCAGUACCGGAGUCCUCACGACUCGACGGGUCCUGGACCGAGAAGAGCAGCAGGAGAUCAGCCUGACUGUGUAUGCCCAAGAUGGGGGCUCGCCACCCCUGCUGAGCCAUGUCUCAGUGCAUGUGACCGUGGAGGAUGAAAACGACCACGCGCCAGCCUUUGGGAGCUCCCCCCUCUCCCUGGAGGUUCCUGAGGGCCAGGAUCCCCAGACACUGACCGUGCUUCGGGCUUCAGACCCCGACGCUGGCCCCAAUGGGCAGAUUAACUAUCAAAUACUGAAUGGUGACCCAUCAGGAGCCUUCAUCCUGGAUACAGUAUCGGGGACCCUGGGCACAGCACGAUCAUUGGACCGGGAGGCAGAACCAUCAUUCCAGCUAGUGGUGGCAGCCAGGGACGGAGGCCAGCCUGCGCUGAGUGCCACAAUGCUGGUGACUGUGACAGUCCUGGAUGCCAAUGAUCACGCACCCAGCUUCACAGCACCAUCCUAUGCAGUGGAGGUGCCCGAGGAUGCACCCAUAGGCACCCUGUUGCUGCAGCUGGAAGCUCAUGAUCCUGAUGAUGGUGCCAAUGGACGUGUGGCCUACUAUCUGGGUGAAGGUGCAGCUGGUGCCUUCUUGCUGGAGCCUGGCUCAGGGGAACUGCGCACAGCUGUUCUGUUAGACCGUGAGCGGCAGGCACGCUACGGCUUUGUAGUACACGCCGUAGACGGAGCUGCGGCUGGGCCCCUCAGUGCCAGCGUGUCGGUCACUAUUACUGUGCGUGAUGUCAAUGACCAUGCGCCUGCCUUUCCCGCCAGCCCCCUCAGACUCCGACUACGCUCCACCCGCACGGCCCUGGGGCAGGGCUCCUCUGGCCCUCAUGUUUUAGCCACUCUGAGAGCAGAGGACCGUGAUGCCGGUGCCAAUGCCUCGAUCUUGUACCGACUGGCGGGGCCCGCACCUCCUGGUGCCUCUGUGGACUCAUACACCGGUGAGAUCCGCUUGGCACGUCCCCCUGCUGCCUUGGGCCCCCGUGACCGUGUACUCUUCAUCGUGGCCACUGACCUGGGCCGCCCAGCUCGCUCUGCCACUGGUGUGGUGGUUGUGGGGUUACAAGGGGAAACUGAACGAGGCCCUCGAUUUCCCCGGCCCAGCACUGAGGCUGCUCUGCCUGAGGAUGCCCCACCAGGGACCCUCAUUGUGUCCCCCCAGGCCACCCAUGCUGGGGGCUCCACGGGCGCCAUCACUUACAGUAUCCUCAGUGGCAAUGAACAUGAUCUUUUCUCCAUUGAACCCAGCACAGGGGCACUCUCGGUGAAGGCAGCAGGUGGACUGGACUUUGAGACCAGCCCAAGACUUCGGCUAGUUCUGCAAGCAGAGAGUGGUGGUUCCUUUGGCUUCACAGUGCUGACACUAAGCCUACAGGAUGCUAAUGACAACGCUCCACGAUUCCUGAAACCACACUAUGCAGCCUUUGUACCCGAGUCUCGACCUCUGUCUGGGCCUCUCCUGAAGGUAGAGGCAGAUGACUUAGACCAGGGCCCAGGAGGACAAGUCACUUAUAGCCUCGCUCCAUCCCAGCCCACUCGUGGGCUGUUCCAUAUAGACCCAGCUAUGGGUACUAUUACUACCACCGCCAUCUUGGACCGAGAGAUCUGGGCAGAGACUCGCCUGGUGGUGAUGGCCACAGACAGAGGCUCCCCACCCCUAGUGGGCUCAGCCACACUGACUGUGCUGGUCAUUGAUGCCAAUGACAACCGGCCGACCAUCCCCCAGCCGUGGGAGGUCCGAGUGUCAGAGGAUGCACUGCUGGGCUCAGAGAUUGCUCGGGUGACGGGGAACGAUGUGGACUCAGGACCUGCCCUGUGGUAUGUGCUGAACCCGCCUGGGACCCAGGGCCCCUUCAGUGUGGGGCGCUAUGGAGGCCGCAUCUCACUCACGGAGCCCCUUGACUUUGAGCACAUGGACUGUUAUCAGCUCCACCUGCUGGCCCGUGACGGGCAGCAUGAGGGUAGUGCCAACCUCACCGUACAGGUAGAAGAUGUCAACGACAAUGCGCCCACCUUCUCUCAAAGUCUCUAUCAGGUGACUUUGCCAGAGCACACAACCCCAGGCAGUGCAAUCCUCACCAUCUCUGCCACCGACCUUGAUUCUGGGGACAACGGCCGCAUCUCCUACCACCUAGUGUCUACUGCAGAGGGCUUUGACAUCGACCCCAGCAAUGGGACCCUGUUCAUGAUUCAGGCAGCCUCCCUGAGUCCAGGAGGUUUGGGCACAAUGGACAUGGUGCUGGAAGCACGAGAUCAUGGAGUCCCAGGAAGGAGAGCGCAGGCCAUAGUCCACAUUCAGCUUCUGGAUGAGAAUGACUACACUCCAAGCUUUGUGCAGCCCCACUACCACAUCAGCGUGGCCGAGGACUUGCCCCCAGGCUCCACGGUUUUAGUCCUAGAAGCUACAGAUGCUGACCAAAGCCGACUCCACGCCACAUUGGACUAUACUAUCAUCAGUGGCAACCGUGGACAUGCCUUCCAGCUGGAAAGGCACUUGGCGGAAGGUGGUUCUGGUCCACAGGCCCUGGGCUAUCUUGUGUUGCUGGAGCCACUGGACUUUGAGAGCGUCACCGAGUAUAACCUAACCGUAUGUGCAGCUGAUAGGGGGAAGCCUCCCCGAAGCACGACCGUCCUCGUCGUCGUCACCGUGCAAGACGUCAAUGACAAUCCCCCCGUGUUUGCCCAGCCCCAUUACCGUGUGGCUGUGCCAGAGGACACCCCCGUGGGCACCGAGCUGCUGCGUGUCGUGGCCUCUGAUCCCGAUCCUGGACCCCAUGGUCUGGUCCGCUUCACGAUCAGCUCUGGGGACCCUGCCCACCUCUUCGAGCUAGACGAAGGCUCAGGCGUCCUCCGGUUGGCCAGACAGCUGGACCGAGAGGCCCAGGCCCAGCAUCAACUGGUGGUCGAAGCAGCCGACCCCCCUGGAGCCCACUUUGCACUGGUGCCAGUGACUGUGGAAGUACAAGAUGUCAAUGAGCACGGGCCUGCCUUUCCCCUGCUUAGCCUGAGCGCCAGCUUGCCCGAGAACCAGCCCCCAGGAACCCUGGUCACCACCCUUCAUGCCCUGGACAAAGACACGGGAGCCUUUGGGCGGCUCCACUACAUGCUGCUGGAGCCGGGAUUAGGGCCGGGCCUGGGAGCCAAACACUGGGACCUGUUUGCGCUGAACGGCUCCUCGGGGGAGCUUCGGGCUCGGGUGCCUUUUGACUACGAGCACACGCGGAGCUUCCGCUUGCUUGUGGGCGCCGCAGACGCGGGGAACCUCUCGGCCUCCGUCACCCUGUCUGUGCUGGUGACCGGCGAGGACGAGUACGAUCCCGUCUUCCUGGCGCCUUCGUUCCACUUCCAGGUGCCCGAGGGUGCCCGGCGGGGCCACAGCCUAGGCCACAUCCGGGCCACAGAUGAGGACGGAGGCGCCGAUGGCGUGAUCCUGUACUCUCUUUCGGCUCCCUCCCCAUAUUUUGGGAUCAACCAGACUACGGGCGCUCUGUACCUUCGGGUGGACAGCCAGGCGCCGGGCACGGGGUCCAGCGGAGCUGGCGGAGGAGGCCGAGCGAGGCGGGAGGCACCCCGUGAGUUACAGCUGGAGGUGGUGGCUCGAGGGCCCUUGCCUGGAGCCCGAAGUGCCGCAGUACCCGUGACCGUGGACAUAACCCACACGGCUCUAGGCCUGGCACCGGACCUCAACCUGUUGCUAGUGGGAGCCGUGGCAGCCUCCCUGGGGGUGGUGGUGGUGCUGGCACUAGCGGCCUUGGUGUUGGGGCUGGUGCGGGCCCGUGCGCACAAGGGGGAGGCAGCCCCCGUGCCCACUCUUCCACCUGCCCCCCUGAGCACCAGCUCCCUGCAAAAACCGGCCCGGGAUGCCCCCAGCCCGCCACAUUCUGAACACCUUUACCACCAGACGCUCCCUGGCUAUGGGGGGCCCAGCACGGGGGGCCCCUACCCCCGCGGCGGCUCCCUGGACCCUUCCCACUCCAGCGGCCGGGGUUCUGCGGAGGCUGCUGAAGACGACGAGAUCCGGAUGAUCAAUGAGUUCCCCAGAGUGGCCAGCGUGGCUUCUUCGUUGGCCGCCCGAGGCCCCGACUCCGGCAUCCAACAGGACGCAGAUGCGGACGGUCUGAGCGACACCUCCUGCGAGCCUCCUCCCCCCGACGCCUGGUACAAGGGCCGGAAGGCCGGGCUGCUGCUUCCGGGCCCUGGUCCGGGGCUCUAUCGUGAGGAGGGCCCACCCGCCGCCAGCACUGCCGGGGCCUUCCUCGGGGGCUGUGGUCUGAGCCCGGCCCCCCCCGGAGACUAUGGCUUCCCAGCGGAUGGCAAACCCUGUGUGGCAGGGGCACUAACAGCUAUCGUGGCUGGCGAAGAGGAGCUCCGGGGCAGCUACAACUGGGACUACCUGCUGAGCUGGUGUCCCCAAUUCCAGCCAUUGGCCAGUGUCUUCACUGAGAUUGCCCGGCUCAAGGACGAGGCACGGCCUUGCCCGCCUGCACCCCGCAUUGACCCACCACCCCUCAUUACCGCUGUGGCCCACCCUGGGGCCAAGUCUGUACCCCCUAAGCCAGCUAGCUCCUCUUCAGGCCCAGGAGUCCGGGGUCCCUUCCUGCCUACCCACCGCUCCCCCAUUAGCCACGAGGGAUCCCUCUCCUCAGCUGCCAUGUCCCCCAGUUUUUCACCUUCGCUGUCACCGCUGGCUGCCCGCUCCCCUGUUGUCUCCCCUUUUGGGGUGGCACAGGGCCCCUCUGCCUCAGCCCUGAGUGCGGAGCCUGGCCUGGAGGCCCCUGAUGAAGCAGAGCUACAUAUCUAGACUGGAAAGCUCCCAGGGCCCCUGCAGAGGCAAGCGGACACAGGAUGAGCCCACGGGCCUGUCUCCUAGAAGCCUCUGCCCACUUCCAUCUCAUCCCAUCCCUAGGUUGGGGCAAAGAAUUACUCCAGGGUCCGCUGAUUCCCCCUGGUGGGGACAAUGCCUGGCUCCCCAGAGAUACCCCAUCCUAGACAACAAUGCAGUCACCAACCCUGACAGAGGGGCCCUAACAGGCCCAGCCUAGACUCCCCCAGGGCUCGGCAUAUAUAUCCUUCGGGGCCCAGGGCCCAGCCUAUAUACACCCUGCCCAUUGGCCCUAGUGUAUACAGCUCUGAGGCCCAGCAUAUACAAAGGCCCAGCCUCCAUCCCCAGGUCUCCAGGAAUCAGUAUAUGCACAUCCCAGGUCCCCCGGGCCACCUCUGUUCCCCAGACCUGGGCUUAUCAUAUCUAUCCCCCAGAGCCCAAAGUUUAUGCCAGUAUGUAAACCUUUGUGACCACCCCCUUCUCUUAGAUCUCUCCUCUUCACUCUGAAGCCCAACAUGUACACAAACUCCCCAGAUCUGUCCUCCAACUCUGUAAGAUCUGGCACCAGACCUCCUUGGCCAGGAAUCUUCCCAGGAUUCACCUGAUCACUCACCCUCUUUCCAAAGGGUCAGAUACUCCUCCCGCCUCUGCCUGGAGGCUCUUUCUACCAGAAAGCCUUCAGCAUCCCUCUCAAAAUCGGGCCUGGCUUAACGACCAUCCUCCCCCCCUUUCAGAACUGGCCCAGGGGCAACACUGGGCCUCACCUAGUAUCUCCAAAGGCCUUUCCCUUCCCUUCCUCUGCCUGGCCCUGACAUCUGCUACAACAGCUUGGUGCAGGUUUUCCCAUCCUACAAUCCUCCGCUCCCCGGAACUGAGCAGGGCAAUAUACUUCCCACAAUCUGCCUCUGACGGCCCUCUUUCCUCUAUCCCGGGUCCCGCCAGCAUCCGCACUGUCCCUCCUCUCCCCCAUCCUGCUUCUUGGAGCUCUGUGGUCUCCCUGCGCCCAGGAGAGGAAGGAGCAGGGCAGGCUGGGUCUCCUGGGGUCCGAAGUUCUCAGGCAGGUGAAAAGGAGGGCUCAGACGUGCGGGCGGGAUGGGGCGGCCUCUCCAGGGAAGAGGUACUCAGAAGGGAUCCUUUCCUGGAAGGGUCAUGGAGAGUAGGAGCGCUGCCCUCACCUUAGUCGGGGGCUGGGGGUGCAUUCCGACCUGAAAGGGGCUCAGAGAAGGAGUUCUGUCCUGGGGGCUCAGAGAGGGGAAGACUCUGCCGGGGUAAGACUGUGAGAUCUCUGCUCUGGGGGCUCAGCAGCUCCCAGAAUUCCCCCUCCCAAGGCCCCGGACCCUUAUUUAUUGGGUGGGGGGAGCUCCAGCUGCCCUCGGACCCAGAUCCAAAGUGCCAAAUACUCUCACUCCGGAGCCUUAAUAAAGAGACAUUUGUACCUGGA
Gracilinanus agilis (Agile Gracile Mouse Opossum) is the source of this 10762-nucleotide messenger RNA. It is a transcript of the gene DCHS1, whose product is annotated as dachsous cadherin-related 1. The record is from RefSeq and is a predicted model, not a curated record. The annotation marks the transcript as partial. NCBI's taxonomy places the organism in Eukaryota, Metazoa, Chordata, Mammalia, Didelphimorphia, Didelphidae. Gene Ontology annotation, molecular function: calcium ion binding. Gene Ontology annotation, cellular component: plasma membrane. Gene Ontology annotation, biological process: homophilic cell-cell adhesion. The transcript is spliced from 20 exons.